CACUCAAAGAUCAAGUAACAACAGAUAACUUCCUACAGUUUUAUCAGUACCUAGUAGGUAGUUAUACAUAAUUAACUCAAUUCGAUUCUCCGGAAGCUUAUCAGCGCCACGAAAAUGGAUUACAACAACAUUAUACAUGAGUGUCCAACGACCCCCCGUCUGAUGACUGAUCGGGAUAGACCGUCGUGUGCUACGACCCCACCUUUGAUGACUCCUCGGGAAGAAGUCGAUAUGGAUCCCUCCACGUUAUCGUACGAAGAAUUCACAGAUGGAUCUGUAUCAGCCAGACAGUUCUCGGUUAACAUCCACAACAUAAACAACGUGACCUUUAUUUACGGAGGUCGUUCGCCUGACAAUUCGCAAAAUAACGCCCCUGACAAUUCGCAAAAUAAUGCCCCUCGCAAUUUGCCAUAUAAUGGUCCAUUCACACGUAGGUAUACGUUUGAUCAUACCAACCCGCCUUCACCUGAAGAGAAAGAUCCCACCGAUUUCAUAAGAAAUCCUAAUACUGAUGAGUGGGUAAGACGUGGUUGGGGUGGGGAACGACGUCACGACAACCACUCUCGCAACUUUGAAAGAGAUACAAUCCCGCAGAAGUACACGUUCCCUGACGUCUUUCGACAACCACGACCACAACCACCACAACCACCCCAACCACAACCACAACCACCACGACCACAACCACCACGACCAUAUCCACUACCUCCUGUCGAAGAACCUCUACAUAUACCGACGGAAGUGCCUGAUGAAAUUCCAGCCUGGGCUGCGGCUUCCCGCAACACCAUCUUUUCACGGCCCCGUCACCUCAUUCCCCCAAAGCCUAUAAAUCCGGUUAAGCAUCCGAAGCAGCCCUCAUACAGGGAACUUCCAGGGCAAUUCAGGCCUCUUCCUCGCCCGCAAGAGGAUACCGAUCACCGAACCGGCGAUGGUCCCUCAUCCCUGCCGUGUUUUUUAAACGUGCCGCCACCGUCAAGAACCCGUAAUCAGUAAGCGGGCAAGAAUCUACUAGCGACAAUAGGCUGAUGAUGCCGUCGCUACUUUAGGAAGUCCGCUCUUAUUGAUAUUGAUUUGUUGUUUCUUAUGCGCAUGUUAUCUUGUUUAUCUUGUUUGUUUUGUAUGCAGAAAUAAUUUAAUAGCUACCUUAGGUAGAUAGUCACUGAGAAAAUAUCAAAAAAAGGGGGGAAAAUAAAAAACAUUCCCUUAAAAAUCUGUCAUAUUUUCUCGCAUCCGGUGAAGUUGUAUGUUUACCUAGAGCUUGCUAUCAUACCUAUCUCCUUAAUGUCUCGG
Messenger RNA from Daldinia loculata, 1287 nucleotides. RefSeq lists its product as uncharacterized. Lineage: Eukaryota; Fungi; Ascomycota; Sordariomycetes; Xylariales; Hypoxylaceae. The record is from RefSeq and is a predicted model, not a curated record. Bases 115 to 990 code for a protein of 291 amino acids. The transcript has a single exon.